Penicillium macrosclerotiorum is the source of this 2556-nucleotide messenger RNA. Its product is annotated as putative phospholipase A2 (PlaA). The transcript has a single exon. The record is from RefSeq and is a predicted model, not a curated record. NCBI's taxonomy places the organism in Eukaryota, Fungi, Ascomycota, Eurotiomycetes, Eurotiales, Aspergillaceae. Gene Ontology annotation, cellular component: cytosol. Gene Ontology annotation, biological process: glycerophospholipid catabolic process. Gene Ontology annotation, molecular function: A2-type glycerophospholipase activity. Bases 1 to 2556 code for a protein of 851 amino acids.
AUGGGUGUUCGCACUAGUCCCAAAGUGGGCUCAUCGGCCCGUCUGUUUUCCGCAAUAUCACAUGAUAUGACGUUAUGCUCCGAGUCGCGGGGAGACAAGAACCAAUGGUCGCCUGCCAAUGGCUUGGUCCAUGCCAUGCACCUCGAAGCUUCAUCCUCUGUCUUCCCCCUCGUCACAAUGGGUGCGAUGAGGGCCUCACGCCUCCGCUGGACAGUUCCUCCUGCAGCUCUUGCUGCCUACACGGCGGGAGAGUGGAACAGACGCCUUCCCCACAAAGCCCACUUUACUAUCGGCCCUGCACGGCACGAGGCCGAUUCGGAGCCACGAAGCUCCUCCUGGGAAAAGAAGAAGGGUCCCGAGACCAACGAUCCGGGGUCAAUUUGGAUCAAAAUUGUCCAAAAGCUCGAUGAAGUCAAGCAUACUGUUGGAGGUGGGGAGUGGGGAGAUAUUGGGGGCCUCACCAACUACAUUGUACCCGACUGGGCGCGACUGCUACCUGCAACAGCUCAAAAGCUCCAGCGGGAGCUCUCAUUGGCCCCCGGCUCCCUCGCAGAUGAUAUUUGGAAGGAGGCACACGAUCCCGAGAUCAAUCCCGAGAUCUUACAAGACGCCAAGGUCCGGGUAAGUGGCGAUCUCUGCAAGGAGGAGCAGGAAUUCAGGAAAAAGAGGCAGCAACACGCGGUGAAUGCAUUGGCAUCCUACCUUGAUAUUCCAGAAGAAGAUAUCAAUCCUGAGGAUGUGCCUGUCAUUGCCAUGUGCGGCUCGGGAGGUGGGCUCCGUGCCCUGGUUGCAGGCACCGGAUCCUACCUGGCUGCGCAAGAAGCCGGACUGUGGGACUGUGUAACAUACACUGCAGGAGUCAGUGGAAGUUGCUGGUUGCAGACUCUCUACCAUUCAUCUAUAACAGGUAGAGACUUCAACAAGCUUGUUGAUCACCUGAAGAGCCGGCUGGGGGUGCAUAUCGCAUUCCCCCCGAAGGCGCUCAACUUGUUGACCAAUGCGCCGACCAACAAGUAUCUUCUCAGUGGAUUAGUUGAGAAGCUUAAGGGAGACCCUGGUGCAGAUUUUGGACUGGUAGAUAUCUACGGCCUUCUGCUUGCUGCCCGACUAUUAGUCCCUCGCGGCGAACUAGGGGUCUCUGAUCGGGAUCUCAAAAUAUCGAAUCAACGCGAUAAUCUUCUCAGUGGGGCUCACCCACUGCCUAUCUAUACGGCAGUCCGACAUGAAAUACCUUUAAUCGAGGAAGAAGAGCAUGAAAAGAGCAAUGGUCACCCAACACCUGAAGACAUUAUGAGAGAAGCAAAGAGCGAAUCGUGGUUUCAGUGGUUCGAGUUCACUCCCUACGAAUUCUUUUGCGAGGAGCUAAAUGCUGGGAUCCCCACAUGGGCACUGGGACGGCACUUUAAUGCCGGUUAUAAUGAAAUUCCUGCUGGAGGCUAUCCCAUCCCGGAGCUCCGAGUCCCAGGACUGAUGGGGAUUUGGGGCAGCGCAUUCUGUGCAACCUUAUCACAUUACUACAAAGAGAUUCGACCUCUCGUGAAAGGACUUACUGGCUUCGGUGGAAUUGACUCCCUCAUUCAAGGCAAGAACAAGGAUCUUGUUCGAGUACAUCCCAUUGAUCCUGCUGCUAUUCCCAACUAUGUCAUGGGGAUGAAAGACCAACUGCCAGAAUCAUGCCCCGAGUCGAUUUUCAAAGAUCGUCACUUGCGCCUUAUGGAUGCCGGCAUGAGUAACAAUUUGCCUAUCUAUCCUCUCAUCCGGCCUGGACGAGACGUCGACGUCAUUGUUGCUUUUGACGCCUCUGCUGAUAUUAAGCGUGAGAACUGGCUCUCCGUUGUGGACGGUUAUGCUCGACAGCGAGGCAUAAAAGGCUGGCCUAUUGGUGCUGGAUGGCCGAGGGGAAAUGAGAGCUUAGAAGAAACAGAGAGAGCUCUCCGUGAGCCGCAAAACAUUACAGAAGAGAAAGUGAACGAGAAAGUUUCCGGUGCUCAAAACCUACAGAGUGUCUCGAAUUCAGACGGUCCAACUGAUACAGAUUUGGGGUACUGCAAUGUCUGGGUUGGGACAAAGGAGGAAAGAGUCUCCAAGGAUGAACCCCCACCAUCUAAGAGGCUUUUCCAUCCUGAAAAGGCUGACGAUCAUUCCGAGUCCGAUUUCCAUCUUAUGCGGCCUGACGCAGGUAUCGCUGUUGUCUACUUCCCGCUCAUUCCUAACCCUUCUGCGCCUGAUUUACCACCUACUCCUAAAACUCGUCCACUCGCCGCCGCUCAUUCUAUCCAACAAAACGACUCGCAGUCUAAAGAUACAACCCCGCCAGUGGUGCCCCAUCCGAACUCCAUUGAUCCUGAUGUCAACGAUUUCCUGUCAACAUGGAAUUUUAUCUACACCCCAGAACAAAUCGAUUCAGUGGUCGGACUAGCAAAGGCGAACUUUUCGCAGGGUGAAGACCAAGUUCGUCGUGUUGUGCGGGCUGUGUAUGAACGGAAGAAGUCUGAUCGAUUGCGUCGGGAAGAAGAAGAAUCCCGAAAGCGAAUGGAGGGGUUUGUGCCUCUGUAG